Candidula unifasciata is the source of this 255-nucleotide messenger RNA. Lineage: Eukaryota; Metazoa; Mollusca; Gastropoda; Stylommatophora; Geomitridae. The record is from the annotation of a GenBank genome assembly.
AUGCCUCUUGCAAAGGAUUUACUCCACCCUUCCUUGGAAGAAGAGAAGAGGAAGUGCAAACUUAAACGCUUAGUGCAGAGCCCAAAUAGCUACUUCAUGGAUGUCAAAUGUCCAGGAUGCUACAAAAUUACAACAGUGUUCUCGCAUGCACAGACAGUAGUUUUGUGUGUGGGGUGUUCAACUGUUCUCUGCCAGCCAACUGGUGGCAAGUGCAGACUGACAGAAGGAUGUUCUUUCAGAAAGAAGCAACACUAA